AUGUCCGCAGGUGAGACGCACGCGGAAUUAUCGGAUCGCGACACAGAAAAACUCCGUCUGGGACAUACGGGCUCACGUACUCGUAGCCACAGUGCAGGAAGUGUUCCUCCGCAAUCCACCUCGUUCACUUCGUCACCACCCCACCAGGCUGUAGCCGCAGAAGACUCGAACCCAAUGGAUAGUAGUGAUGUAGCAACCCCACGCAAAUCUGAUCCCCUUCCCGCUCAUCAUGUGGUCAAAUUCAAACCGUGUCUUGUGCUUCGACCUUCCAGUUCGUCCAGUCCCCGUUCUCCUAUCGCACGGUUCUCUGGCCAUCCAGCGUUUUCUUCGAUCCUUGCAGAUCAAGCUAGUGAUUUGGUCACGAACGGUUGUUUGAGUGACCCUCUCCCAUUCAGUACGGUGGCCAGUUCGGCACGCGUUUCGACGGCUGCCACCGCAGCGGCCGGGAUUAUGACAGCCACUAAAUCCUCUUCUCUUAAACCUUGCCGUUCGGUGGGUCGUGCACAUCGUGCCGGAUUCUCUUCCCCACCACCACCACCACCACCGCCAGACGCGAUCCGUACACUACUGAUUGGCGAUGAUGGGGACGAGGAAGAGGGGGUAAAUCAUUCACGGCAGUUGAACACCUUCGGCAUCUUGUCUCGUUCCCGUCGUGUGGGAGAAGACAGCGGUGACACAGAGUUUCGAAACCGACCCACCUCACACAACGGCACUCCACCGCUUGCCCAGGCCGUAGUUGCAGCGUUAAAACAGAAUCAACAUCAUUUAUUUCGCUCCAUCGCCACCACAACUACAACCACGACCACAUCCACCGCAUCGUCAUCCCGUUUCUCCCCCGCCUAUCUAUCGGACGAGAAUGAAGCCGCCGAUAUUAUCCGCGGGGCUGACGUCCGUCGACGCGUCGAGGACGCCGCUCAAGAGGCAGACAGUGACACGGACAGUGUGUCAUACGGAGAUGAUGAUGAAGACGAUGAUGCGAACCGGGUUUCUCGGGCAACUUUCUCGCAUACUGACCAAGCUGCUGUGGAAUUAGAUGGUGAGAGUGGCUACGGAGCGUCGUGUUCAUCCUCUUCAGUUCGACUCCGUUUCAGUUCAAGACGGGACAAACGGCGUCAGAAACGUCGUGUACAACGCCGGUCAAGUGUGGGAACGAGCACCGCUGAGACACAUUCAUCUCCAGGAGAGGAUGAACAAGAAGACCGGGAGCACUCAGAAAGUUCCAGUCGUAACCGCAGUGCCCUAGGAGACUCGGCUAAUGGACGACACACACCUAAUAGCAGUCCUGUUUGUGCAACGAUUGGCGAAUUCACUGAUUUGAGUUCAUCGGCGCGGCGACUGAUCCCGGCCCGUAAUGCAUCCAACCGACACAAACGCAAUCGGGUUCGCAUUUUAGAUGACGAACAACAGCAAGACCAGACAGGUAAAAUUACUGCGGCUCAUGCAGACCAGUCGGCCAGUCGGAAUCGGCGUCGUGCUCACCUAGUCGGAUUGCAUUCGGCUGGUGAAGUAGCACAACCUGGUGAUGAAAAUGCUGAUGACGACGACUCGGAAUCACCGGGAUUGGCUCAUACACAUAGCUCUUUGCCGUCCUAUCCAUGCUCCAUACAUCGGUACUCCAUUGACACCGGGUCCGCACCAUCCAUUCCCACAAGUGACACGGAAGCGAAUCGCCCGGAGUCAGAUGCUUUCGAUGCGGUGGUUGAAUCCUCACCAGUUACCAAUUUGGCUGGCCUUUCACCCGGCGCGGCAAUGCCACCACCACCAAAUGCUGUGCCUUCCGCCUCGAUUCUGGUCAUGCCUACCAAUUCACAGACUCACCACAACACUUCUCUCUCUCCAUUCACUUCAAUGUCGUCCGCCACUCGAGGUGCAUGGCAUUCAGACAUGUCAUCUGGUGUACCACUAGCUCACGCUACGGCCUAUCAGCUAGAUACCCAAACAGACGCAUUUCACACUGGUGUGACAAACUAUGCUCAAACUCAUUCAGUUCAGCCUUGUCUGUGUUCCACUCAUAAUCAUGAAGCUCAUUCUGGUUGGUGGGAAUCGUCCAAUUGUUCAUGGUAUGGUCCUGGAGAGGCGUCUUCCGCCUUCCACCCCGCUCCUCUAUGUUUGAAGUCCCGUCAGUCCUCAACCCACCCAUCGACUCUUCCAUUCGGUUGGACUCAACCGUCCUGUUCCGGUGCUCAUUCCGUCUCACAGUCUUGUUCCUGUCGCCCAUCAACUAGUUUUUCCAUUGCGCUUGGAGACGAAAUCACUUCCUCACCGCCACCACCAUCACAGCAGCAGGAAAAACGGUUUGACUCGAACCCCCCGCUUUUGCAUAAUCCUGGCCCGACCCGUGUUAGUCUUGUCGUGGACAAAGUACGGGUGAUUGUGGACGCCCAGGUGCUUCAAUCUCAUCCAGAUACAAUGCUCGGUCGAAUGAUCAGUUCACAUUUUCUGGAGUCCAGUCGACUGGCCGAAAGUGCAUCCAUUCCCGGUCCCAGUACUCAACUGCCCGAGUCGCGUCCUCAUCCACCUGAUAUACUUGUCGCACAAAAUUCGAAUAUCUCGGCCCACUUGUUCCGAGCUGUAUUGGACUAUUAUCUUCUCGGUCAUAUAUCCUGUCCUCCGGGGGUUCCGGUUCAAGAGCUAAAAGAAACGUGCGACUAUUUUCUGAUCCCAUUCAAUCAUCAUACGGUACGGUGUGCCAAUUUGCGCGCGUUCCUUCACGAACUGUCCAAUGAUGGUGCCCGUGCUAAUUUCGCAGAAUUCCUAGAGACACAUAUCCUCUCAUUGUUGGUCAAGUGUGCGCGAACCGGGGAACGCGAAUGCCAUGUGGUGAUUGUCACGGACGAUGAAACAAUUGUUUGGGAUCCGGAAUUUCCACCCCAGAUGCCCGAAAAUGAGCUUCAAUCACAUAUCAUCUACAGCACACACAUGUUUCGAUUUCUCAAAUACAUCGAGAACCGCGAGGUGGCGAAGCAAGUGCUACUCGAACGGGGCCUGAAAAAAAUUCGUAUAGGAAUUGAGGGCUAUCCGACUUGCAAAGACCGAAUGAAAUUCCGACCCGGAUUCCGGCCCGAGGCAAUUUACAAUUAUGUUCAAUGCCCGUUCCUGCGCAUGUCCUGGGAAGAGGAGGAGAACAAAUCGCGUCACGUUGACUUCCAGUGUGUAAAAAGUAAAUCUGUCAGCGAUUUAACCACUGGCUUGGAGCAGGCGGUAGUUGAUCCGUUGCCUCCACCCCAUCUGAUUCGAUCUCCUCCUCGAUCGGUUUCUCCUGAACGUCCCGAUCAUCGAUCGGCUAGUUUCGCUGCCCAAGUGGAUAACCUUGACCCGGAUGGUCCACUUGUACUUGAAGGCAACACAACUACUUCACCGCUGAUUGAUGCUUUUGAUCCAGAGGAUCUGUCUCCCGGCCACCCGGAAUCAUCACGUGCCAGAACCGUUUCGCCUCUUCCCAACGCAUCCUCUGAUCCUCCAGAUCGAGAGGACGAGGAGGAAGAGGACGAUGAACCACGGAUAUCCCCUUCCAAUCCCGAACCGGAUCCACCAGAACCAUCUAAUCCGGGUUCUUGA
Messenger RNA from Echinostoma caproni, 3558 nucleotides. Lineage: Eukaryota; Metazoa; Platyhelminthes; Trematoda; Plagiorchiida; Echinostomatidae. The record is from the annotation of a GenBank genome assembly.